Messenger RNA from Aspergillus sclerotioniger CBS 115572, 1719 nucleotides. Its product is annotated as putative aromatic-L-amino-acid decarboxylase. The record is from RefSeq and is a predicted model, not a curated record. The coding region runs from base 73 to 1608 and encodes 511 amino acids. The transcript is spliced from 3 exons. Gene Ontology annotation, biological process: amino acid metabolic process. Lineage: Eukaryota; Fungi; Ascomycota; Eurotiomycetes; Eurotiales; Aspergillaceae. Gene Ontology annotation, molecular function: pyridoxal phosphate binding; carboxy-lyase activity.
CCUCCUCAAACUCGACCUCAAUCCCUUCUCAAUCCCCUCAAUUCUCUCCCCUACACAGGGACCACCGUUCCAAUGGACCGCGAACAAUUCCGCGCCGCGGCCUACUCGGCCAUCGACGAGAUCAUAACCUACAACGACACUCUCCCCUCCCAACGCGUCCUCCCCACCGUCGAACCCGGCUACCUCCGCCCUCUAAUCCCCUCCUCUCCCCCCGAAGACCCCGAACCAUGGUCCGCCAUCCAAUCCGACAUCGAAACCAAGAUCAAACCCGGCAUCACCCAUUGGCAACACCCCAACUUCAUGGCCUUCUUCCCGGCCGGCGUCACCUACCCCAGCAUCCUGGGUGAAAUGUACAGCGCCGCAUUCACCGCCCCGGCCUUCAACUGGCUCUGUUCCCCAGCCUGCACCGAACUCGAAACCAUCGUCAUGGACUGGCUCGCCCAAGCCCUCGCCCUCCCCGAGUGCUUCCUCAGCACAUCCUCGAACCGCGGCGGCGGCGUCAUCCAAGUCACUGCCUCUGACACAGUCGCGACAAUGAUGAUUGCUGCGCGCGAGCGGCGCGUCACGGAACUUGUUCUCGCUGAGGGUCUCAAGCCAGACACGGUCGAAUACGAAGAUCGGAUGAUGGACAUCCGACCGAGGUUGGUCGCCCUGGCGAGUAACCAGGCGCAUAGUAGUACGGCUAAGGCUGCGUUGUUGGCUGGGACUCGGUUCCGGAGCGUGCAGGCCCGAUUGGAAGAUAAUUUGGAGAUGACCGGGGAACGGUUACGGGAGGUGUUGGAGCAGGCAGAUCGGGAUGGAUUGACGCCGUACUUCAUUACCCUGGGUAUGGGAACGACGAACUCAUGUGCGCUGGAUCGGUUCACGGAGAUUAAGGCCGUGUUGGCGGAGAAGGAACAUUGGAAGAGGAUUUGGGUGCAUAUUGAUGCGGCGUAUGCGGGGGCCGCGUUGGUGGCGGAUGAGUGGCAGUAUAUUGCGAAGGAGUUUGCGGAGGGAGUGGAUAGUUUUAAUGUCAAUAUGCAUAAGUGGUUGUUGGUUAACUUUGAUGCCAGCUGCCUCUUCAUCCGCAACCGCGAAGAUCUCACCAACGCCCUAGACAUAACCCCCGCCUAUCUCCGCAACCACUACUCCGACUCCGGCAAAGUAACCGACUACCGCAACUGGUCCAUGUCCCUUGGCCGACGAUUCCGCGCCCUCAAGAUCUGGUUCGUCAUGCGCAGCUACGGUCUCAGCGGCAUGAAAGCCUACAUCCGCAAAACGAUCGGACUCGGCGAAACAUUCGCCAAUCUAGUGCGUAGUCGCACCGAUCUCUUCGAGAUCAUCACCAAACCCGCAUUCGCGUUGACCGUGUUCCGGGUGAAGAGUCCCAAGUCUGCGAUCGCGGAAGGAGGAGUCGCGCAGCCAGACGAAGCAUCGAACGAGUUAACCAAGGAAGUCUACGAAUUGGUCAACUCCCGAGGCGAGAUCUUUAUUACUUCGACGGUGGUGGCGGGCGUGUAUGCUAUUCGGGUGGUGAGUGCCAAUCCGGCGGCUGAGGAGAAGUAUAUCCGGAGGGCAUUUGAGAUUUUGGUGGAGACGGCGGAGGAGGUUAUUAAACGGGGGAAUUAGAGAUUGGGUGUAUAGUAUAGGAUUUGUUUGGGUUGUCUAGACGGUACUUACGGUGUUGGGAUCUAGAUAGAGUUGGUUUUGUAGAAUAUGAAGAUACGAUAUAAUUUGUUG